AUGAUGUCUAUGAAGAGGCUGGAGUUUACAACGAACAGGUACAUGGCGACAGAUUGUAUGACGUGUAUGAUGCUACGUUUAACGAGUGUCUGGCUGACAGCAUCAUGGAGCGAGUGCCUGAUGCGGAGAAACUUGUACUUCUGUUAUCCAUUAGCUUAUUCACUAAAAUGGUAUGAAGAUUUUCAUUCAAAUACAGCUUCUUGUGUUUGGCGGAUUCCUGAAUUUUUAACGUGUAGAUGGACAACCCAAUGGAAUGCACUGACCCAUUUACCUGGAGAACCCCUUUUGCGUGGAAGACCUCAUUUACCUACAGCACUUAAUUUUCCUGGACAGAUCCACUUGCCUCAUUCAUCCGUCAUGGUGAGAAUGCAUGAUCACUGUUUUUAUAUCCAACGUUUUCUCUGGAAACGCUUGCCACAUGAACUAGGCCGCUAUGAACUGAGUCAACAUGUAAACCCUGGGCGUUAUUACGUUGAUAUAUUUAUUGGAAGACAAGAUUUUGGAGCAACUGUCAUUCAAAUAAUGCUUGGGAUGUUGCCACAUGAUCCGCAUGUUCAUCAGACUCAUACACCAAAGGAAGCUUUUAUACAUAUAGGAGAUGGCGACUUUUAUAUAGCUGAUCAGUUUGAACCCUUCAAUGUAAGGCUACAUGAGAACAAUCAUUAUAAUAGUCUUGGCCGAAUCAAUUAUCUACCCACUAACCACAUAUACGUCGCAACGCCAGGAAGAACUGAAGACACCUAUAGUUCACCCUUGCGAUGCAUGUAG
Molecule: messenger RNA, 768 nt
Organism: Belonocnema kinseyi
Lineage: Eukaryota; Metazoa; Arthropoda; Insecta; Hymenoptera; Cynipidae
Exons: 3
Coding region: 1-768 (255 amino acids)
Source: RefSeq, a predicted model, not a curated record